Molecule: messenger RNA, 483 nt
Organism: Aplosporella prunicola CBS 121167
Lineage: Eukaryota; Fungi; Ascomycota; Dothideomycetes; Botryosphaeriales; Aplosporellaceae
Exons: 3
Coding region: 1-483 (160 amino acids)
Source: RefSeq, a predicted model, not a curated record
AUGAAGUUCCUCGGCAACCUCCUCGCUGCCGCGUCGCUCAUCGCGUAUGCGGUGGCUAGCCCGACCCCUGAUGCCGAAGCUGCAGCGGAAGCAGAAGCAGAAGGCGGCACAGUCAGGCUCGCAAAGCGCGCCGAGGGCAUCCAUCUCGUUAACUGCUACGGGAGCGGUACCUUCUCCUACUCUACUGUCGUGUACUGCAGCAACGACAGCAACUGCAACCGCUACCCCAACGGCAACGAUCGGUGCAAUCCCAACAACAACAACAUCGUUACCUGGGAAGGGCGUUCCCAGAGCUGCACGUUCGGUACUAACGUUGCCUUCUCCUGGAACAUCAACGCCAAUGCUCAACAGCAAGCCAACUAUGCCAGAGUUGGUUCUGGCAGCAACAACUUCCGCAGUUUCAGUGUCUUCAAGGAUGAUCAGCACGUCAUGUAUUCUGAUCUUGAUGGAAGACAGUGCCGGAGCAUUUACUACGCUCUCUAG